GCGCUUACGUAAACGCUCCCCGCCGGCCGCGUCCCCGCUCGUAAUCAAGAGGCCAUCAAGCAAGCAAGCGCGCGUCAAGUGAGCCGACCCGAGUGAGUGAGCACAGCAGCAUGGACGCCUUCCACAACUUGCUGCGCGAGGCCACGAACCCGCGCAACGGCGCCACGGGAUCGUCGCCGCUCCCCACGCCCGGCAGCCUCACGCAGGCGCUGCAGAACGCCGGCGGCGGCCACGCCAUGGGCAUGACGCCCCCGCAGCUGGGAGGUGCUCCCGGCAACCCCAUGGGACUGCCGAUGGGCAUGAGCAUGCCGCUGUCAAUGCCCGGACUUCAGCCUGGUGCCGCCAACGGCCUCGCCCCCAUCCACGGCGGCCGCAUGAACCCGCUCAUGGCCGCCAACAACUCGAUGUUCCCGAGCCUGGGUGGCGCUGCCACGUCCAUGAUGGCUGUCCCUGGCGCCGCAACGGCCACGGCCACUAGCGCGCCUGCCGCCGCGCCCGCUGCCCCCGUGGCCAAGGAGAAGAAGACUGCCACGAAGAAGCGCAAGGCUCCCAGCUCCAGCGCCGACGGAGAGUCGGGCGAGGACGGACGCAAGCAGCCUGAGGAGUACGAGGACCCCAAGGCCAAGCGUCGUGCGCAGAUCGCCAAGGCCGCUCGCAAGCACAGACAGCGCCAAAAGGACGAGCUGAUUGCGCUGCGUGCCAAGGUGAAGGACCUCAAGGAGCAGAUUGAAGUGCUGCAGUCGUCCGAGCCCUCUGAACACAACACCGAGCUCGGGUGGAAGCAGGAAGCUGAGCAGCACGCCGAGAUCCGCGCGCGUGUGGACCAGGAGAACGAGUUCCUCCGCAAGACGCUGAUGGAGCAGAUGAAAUUCAUUCAGCGGCUACAGGACUACUUCACCAAGCAGCCGCUUCUCAACAUGCCGUCGCUGGACAUGAUCCUGAACUCGUCGUCUUCAGCCUCCACCACUCCAGUGGCUCUGUCCAACACGAUCUCGGCUGCUCCUUCCGUGCUGCAGCUGCAGUCCGGUUCGUUCCGUGACCGUCUUGUUGAGAUGGCCUCUGAAGCGAUGGUCAACUCUGAGAAGCAGCUCACGUCGUGCGAGACUGCCUUCCGCAACCCGAAAACGUCCACUAUGACGUACUUCGGCCUGCAGGUUCAGUACGAGAUGGGCAAGAACGAAAUGGGCAUCUUCUUCCGCCACCACUUGUACGGCUGCAACUCGAGCGUGGUAAUUAACGACCUCUGGUCCGUUAUUGGCGACGUCACCUUUGAGAAGAGUUUCGCGUUCACGGAGACGGCGGAGGUCCUGGAGGAGGUCGAUCCCAACACCAAAUACAUUCGUCGCGUGGUGAACCUCACCAUGUCGAACGACGCCGCUGUCGGCGGAGGCAUGAUGAAGGAAGAGAGCCUGACGGUCAACCAGAAGCGCGACAACCCGGAUGGCAGCUCGACUAUGAUUUCGCGAACCGUCCUUGACGACCCCAGCCACCCCAAGUCCCCGGACCACCUUCGCCGUAACGCCACCACUGCGGUGUCUUUGAAGAACUUUAGCGACACAACGGGCCAGGGCUGCUUGCUUCUCUGGUCUGUGAAGGUGGAGCUGGACAAGGACCCGGAGGAGCGGGCCAAGAGCUUCAACAUCCCAGACAUUAUUUUGAAGAACCUUUUCGAGGUCGCCCCUGUGUACGUCAAGGGUAUUGUGGACCGCGCGCGCGGAACACUUCCCCAGAGCUAAGCCCGGCGUGGUGGUACAUUAAGGUGGCGUAUAGUCCAACACGUAGGAGAUUUAUCCGUUGAGUUCCAUGCAUGUCCUUCCCCGCCAGAGAUAUCCAGCAAAUCUGGCGGUUAACAGUGAACAAGCAUGCACUUCAUU
Molecule: messenger RNA, 1874 nt
Organism: Phytophthora sojae
Lineage: Eukaryota; Oomycota; Peronosporomycetes; Peronosporales; Peronosporaceae
Exons: 2
Coding region: 111-1736 (541 amino acids)
Biological process (GO): regulation of DNA-templated transcription
Molecular function (GO): DNA-binding transcription factor activity
Source: RefSeq, a predicted model, not a curated record